AUGAGUGCUUUAAAAGCUUUAUUGGUUGUUUCUUUGAUUGCUACAUCUUUAGUGUUCUUAGGUUCCUUUUAGAAUAACUUGAAGGAAUCUAAAAAAAUUGCUUUAAAUCAUUAAGAUGGAUCUUCUAAUCUUCUUGUUCAAGAGGCUUAUUACGCUGAUGACUUUCCUUUAUAUGGAGGAUGCUUUGCUACUUUUAACUCAACUGACCCUUAUAUCUACAUUCCAUCCAUAAUCUAUGAUUUCUUCCUCAAUAGACUAAAUGUUGAUGGAGUCGACUAUACAGCUUCACCUAAACACGACUAUUAACUUAGAGUUGAAAAACUUAAGAAGCUUAAAGAUAUUAAAAUCAGCUUAUUGACAGAAGAUAAUGACGUUUACACAAUCACCAUCAAGCCUUCUUAAUACUCUAGAUACAUUAAGGAAGAAAAAGUAUAUGAAAUAUUGAUUGUUCCAUCAGAAUAUACACAUACAUACUCUAUUAGCACCAAAGCCCUCUCUAAUUAUAACAUUUAAUUUGACCCCGAGACCGAUACAACUUAUAUUUAAGAAAAGAACAAAAAUUGA
Tetrahymena thermophila SB210 is the source of this 564-nucleotide messenger RNA. Its product is annotated as transmembrane protein, putative. Lineage: Eukaryota; Ciliophora; Oligohymenophorea; Hymenostomatida; Tetrahymenidae. The record is from RefSeq and is a predicted model, not a curated record. The transcript has a single exon.